Molecule: messenger RNA, 1652 nt
Organism: Arachis duranensis
Lineage: Eukaryota; Viridiplantae; Streptophyta; Magnoliopsida; Fabales; Fabaceae
Product: ribonuclease MRP protein subunit POP4
Exons: 10
Coding region: 203-1129 (308 amino acids)
Biological process (GO): tRNA 5'-leader removal; rRNA processing
Cellular component (GO): ribonuclease P complex; ribonuclease MRP complex
Molecular function (GO): ribonuclease P RNA binding
Source: RefSeq, a predicted model, not a curated record
AUCCUAACGCUUACCCCAAAUCAAAAUCACACUUCUCGCCGCCGCGCCGCAGGCAGAGUCGUCUUCUUCUCCUCCCAAGGCCGCGUUUUCGUAUUCUCCUCCUCCAGGCGCCGCGUCUUCGUUGUCUUCUCCUCACUAAAAGCUGUUGUAUCCAUCUAUGUGUCGUUGCUCUCUCUCUGUUUAAUUCAUACAUAAGUUCGCUAUGGCUGCACAUUCCGAUUCAAGAAAACGCACUUUGGAAGCUUUGGAGAAAAGGUUUGCUAUUGCCAAAGCUGAGAUUUUCAACAAAGAGAAAGCAAACAAAAUCACCCUCCGAGAACAUGUCAAACCAUCUGAUCCUCAUCCUGCACCUUCUGCUUCUCCUAAUGCUCAGAAGCCAAAUCCUGAACCGAAACCACAACCAUCUCCUACACCCAAGAAAGGGAAUUUCAAUUUCUUUGGUUAUUCCUUUAUCAAAGAAACUGAAGAGGCUGAUCCAAUAUAUGCCCAACUUUCUCAUGAUGUAAACGAAAAUCUGCUUAGAACUAAUGACAAGUCUUGUACUGAUAGAAGAAGUUCAGUGGAUAGCAUACUGCACGAGCUUUUUAAGAAAGGGGAUAAUGGCAAUAAGUACAUGCUUGGAUCUAGAAGCUACAAAAUUGACAACAUCAUCCAUCUUGAUUAUUUUGUUCAAGGACGUUCAAUUGCUUCUGGUUCUGAAGCUAGGACUUUACAAAUUCAUUCAAAACGCUCGAAGAAACACAUGUCCAUGAAACAGCAUAAGAAAAAGGGAUCAUUAGAUCUUCCUCAGGAGUUCCAUAAAUUUAACAUUUUCAAGCCAAUGCGUGAAAUGUGGAAUGACUACAUAGCGAAGCUUCUUAAAUCCACUAGGAUGGAUCAAUUGGCUCAAUGUCUCCUUGGUGCAGAUCUACAUGGUGCUUUUAUUCUAGUUGUGGAGUGUAAAAUCAUCCAUUUUACUGGAACUUGUGGCAUCAUGAUUCGUGAAACUGCAGAAGCAUUUGGGAUAAUUACUGAAGAUAAUAAAUUCCGAGUUGUCCCCAAAAGAGGGUCUGUGUUUGUAUUCCAAGUUGAUUGCUUCAAAGUCACCGUCCAUGGAGAUAAACUCAGUUCGAGAAGGAUUGGAUUAUGAUACUACAAAUGAUCCUUCAACUCUAGGGAAAGUCAAAUUCGACAUGAAAAAAGUCUCUACCGAUUCUGUUGUUAUGGGAUGACUAAAUGUUUGUUUUCACAUGAUUGAGUCCUGAAGCUGGUUUGGAACAAACGGCGAAUUGUUAGAGCAGCAGCCGUCUUCGGUUCCAGGGCAUCUUCCAACAGAAAUGUGAAUGUUUCGAGUGUUUGAGCAUUUCGCAUUGAACUCAGAAGAUGCAUUGGAUCCUUCAAAAUCUCAAGUGACUCACUCGAGUAUCUUGUCCCAAUUAUUUCAGUUUGUUUAGAGAACACUACUGCAGUUGUUUCCAUCAGAAAACAUGGAAAUGUCAAAUGACCCACAAUUUUGCCCCCCGAGAAUUUGGUAUUUUCUAGGUAUGGAUGCAUUUACUUGUGUAUAGAACCUCCCAUUUUCUUGAGUGAUUUUCUCCUCACUUUAGAAUUGGAACUAAAUAUAUAUUAUUUCAGCAAUUGAAUUAGCCACUCAAUGUCAUAAUAUUUUUUAA